AUGGCGCUUUCUACUACGCCAGACUUCGACGCGCCUGGCGCAAAGGCACUAAGCCCCGCCUCCUUGGCCCAUGUUGUGCUCCGCACGGCGAACCUGGGCCAGAUGGUCGACUUUUACGUUAAGUUCCUAGGUGGCAGCAUCACGUACGGCAACGACAUGAUAUCGUUCAUCACGUAUGACGAGGAACACCACCGGGUCGCGCUCAUUGGGAUCCCAGAUACGAUGCCGAAGAAUUCGAGCUCCUGCGGCUUGGAGCACAUUGCAUUCACCUUUGUUACGUUGGCUGAUCUCUUAUUGGCGUACCGUCAGCGCAAAGCCCGCGGCAUCGUACCCGUUUGGUGCGUGAACCAUGGCCCCACCACAAGUAUCUACUACAAGGACCCGGAUGGCAACAUGCUGGAGACCCAGGUCGACAACUUUGAUACGGUAGACGACGCCACUGCGUUCAUGAUAAGUGAAAAAUUCGCAGAGAACCCUAUUGGCACGGACUUCAACGCGGAGGAAAUGAUCGCGGCGAUCAAGAAUGGCGAGGACGAGAGCGACCUGAAGAAACGUCGGGAGAUAGGGCCGCGGGGCAUGCCAGACCUGGCAAGCAUGUAA
Messenger RNA from Ilyonectria robusta, 600 nucleotides. Its product is annotated as Glyoxalase/Bleomycin resistance protein/Dihydroxybiphenyl dioxygenase. The record is from RefSeq and is a predicted model, not a curated record. The coding region runs from base 1 to 600 and encodes 199 amino acids. NCBI's taxonomy places the organism in Eukaryota, Fungi, Ascomycota, Sordariomycetes, Hypocreales, Nectriaceae. The transcript has a single exon.